GCCAUUGCUCACUUGCCCCGCUCUCAUUUCUACAGGUGAUGGUCCGCAGUUACGUGAUUUUGUAAUUCAACAUGGUGUUGUUGCACCUCUUUUACAAUUUGUUAAUCCGUCAGUCCCAGUAAGUAUUCAGCAACUCUAGCCAUUUAUUUGCUGACCUUUCUUUUAAAACGGUUGUAGUAAUUAAUAUUCAUUGUUUUUACCCCCUUUUAGCUGACAUUUUUAAGAAACGUAACGUGGGUUAUUGUUAAUCUUUGUCGAAAUAAAAAUCCCGCUCCGCCAAUGAAAACAAUUCAAGAGGUAUGUCACAUUGAGUAAAUAUAAAUUAUAAAUUGAGCUUUGCCCAUUUAAUUCAUUGUAGUUCUCUUUAUAUUUUGUCUUUACUACUAUGGUUGGCUUUGAAUUAGGCGGUACAUGCUGCAAUUUGAGCAUUCUGUGGCACGCAUCGAUAAACUGACAGGCUCAGUGUGACCAGAUUUGAUAAAAUAUUCCACUUGUGAUUAGAUUUCGUCAAGUCUGGAAAUAUUUUUGUAAUGAAUAUCAUUUUAGUUAGACAUGGUAAUUUCUUCGAAAUUUUAAUGAUUCAGUGACUUUUUUGGUGUUCGUCGAAUGAAAUUCUCUAGCUGGCAAAACCCGCUAAUUUCAAACAUGGAAUAAAUCAUUAGUACUGCAUCGUAGUGACCUCGUGCCAGCCAUGACGUCACUACUCUGAUUCUUUACACUAUUUUCACAAAUACAAAGAACUUGUUAUUAAUACUGAUUUAGAUAAAAAAUCUUUAAAAUUACCGUUCUUUUCUAUUUUAUUUUUAGGUGUUACCGGCUUUAGCCUUACUAAUCAGACACACAGAUUUAGAUGUAAGUAUAUAUUUGUACUGAAUUACACAUUUUGGAAUGUGAAUUAAACACUAAUAUUUUCUUUCCUGGUGUGUCUUUUCCUGUUUAGAUUUUAGUAGAUACUGUAUGGGCGUUGUCGUACUUAACUGAUGGUGGAAAUGAACAAAUUCAAGUAUGUUUUUCGAUUUGAAACUGUAUACUAGUUUCAUAAAUGAUUAUACUAUUUAAUAAUAAGCCAACUGAUAAGUACAC
Molecule: messenger RNA, 1083 nt
Organism: Paramuricea clavata
Lineage: Eukaryota; Metazoa; Cnidaria; Anthozoa; Malacalcyonacea; Plexauridae
Source: the annotation of a GenBank genome assembly